Messenger RNA from Musa acuminata AAA Group (dessert banana), 2829 nucleotides. Its product is annotated as protein PSK SIMULATOR 1-like. Gene Ontology annotation, biological process: positive regulation of growth. Lineage: Eukaryota; Viridiplantae; Streptophyta; Magnoliopsida; Zingiberales; Musaceae. The coding region runs from base 1144 to 2673 and encodes 509 amino acids. The transcript is spliced from 15 exons. The record is from RefSeq and is a predicted model, not a curated record.
UUAUUGCUUGAAUUGAUUUCUUUACUUGUGGUUUUGGGCGAUUGAGAUACAUGAUUAGAGAAUUAUCAGUGAGCUUGUGAAAGUGUUCUGGAUGAAGGCUUAAAAGCUCUCCGAUGCGACACAGGAAGUCGGCAAGAAAAUGAACCGGAGAUGACGAUAUGCUGGUAGUGAGGCUAAGUUGAAUGUAUCGUACAUGGAGAUCUGAGUAUUUUUAGUGGGUCAUCGGUGCAUAUCGGGUUCUAUUUUUUUUCACAGCAGGAAAGAAGAAAAAAGAAUACCGAGUUGCAAUCUUGUCUGUGAUGCAGAGAGAUUGGGAUAAUUGAAUAAGAUAUGAGAUUUCUUGUUUUUAUUCCCCAAAGUUUGGGUUUACAUGGAGGAUUUAUGAGUAUGUAAGCCUAAUGGUCACCCUUGAUCUUUUUGCAAAAUGUACAAGAAUUUUAGGAAUAUAGGGGUUAGAGCAGUAAUUUGGACUUUGAUACAAUAUAGUUGAGCUCAGAAAGUGGACAUGGGAAAGUGAACGAUCCUGAUUAUUACGACCUACAAGUGUGCAAACGUAAUGGAUGCUCGUGAAAAUCAUUUUGCAAAAUGUACAAAAAGUUUAGGAAGUUAGCGAUCAGAGCAGUAAGUGGACAAUGAUACAGUCAUACAAUGAGUGUUUAGCUUGAUAAUUGAACAUAUGAAAAUGAUGAUGUUCCAUGUCACAUGCCAUAUGGGUGCUCAUGCAAUGCAUUGAGGAAGAAUGGACAAAAUGUCGAAGCAUAUAUUGAACUUGCAGAUGAUGCCACCUUGCCAAUCCAUGCGAUGAGUUUCUAUGUGAGCUCUAAAUUGAAGCCUGCAAAGAAUCUGGAAUGCACUUUCAAGAGAGGUAGUACGGGCUAAGGUGCAUUUAGUUUGAAGACUAAAGAAAGGUUGUCAAGGAGCAUAUAAAUUGAGGGGGAAGGCUUGUGUUAGUCGCUGUGGGAACACGAUAAGAUUAUCUCUGGUUGUGGUUGUUCAAGUUAUGGUUUGAAGUUUGACAAUACACUGAUCAUACUGUAGUCAUCUGAGUGGGUAUCGGUACCAGAAACAAGUUCAAUCCUGGGACGAGCUAGCAUUGCUGGUCUGGAGAAAGCUGUAGAGGUUCUAGAUACCCUUGGAAGUAGCAUGUCAAACUUGAAUCCUAGCAGUGGAUUCACAUCCGGAGUGACGGCCCGAGGAUAUAAAAUUUCCAUCUUAGCAUUUGAAGUGGCAAAUACAAUUGCUAAAGGAGCUAACUUAUGGAGAAGUCUUUCAGAUGAAAACAUCAAUAUCUUGAAAGAAGAAGUUUUGCAGUCAGAUGGAGUAAGAAAACUAAUCUCUGCAGAUGCUAAUGAGUUGCUGUGGAUCACUGCCACUGACAAAAGAGAAGAACUUGACUUUUUUUCAAGAGAAGUAAUUAGGUUUGGGGACCUAUGUAAAGACCCAAUAUGGCACAAUCUAGGUCGCUAUUUUGAGAAAUUGAGUUUGGAUAUGACGCCCACAGAACAGUCAAAAGAGGAGGCAGAAAUGAUGAUGCAACUCUUAAUAUAUUUGGCUCAGAGUACUUCUGAGCUUUAUCACGAGUUACAUGCUCUAGAUAGAUAUGAACAGGAUUACCGAAGGAAGCUUCAAGAAGAAGAGUUGAUACCUGCAGCUAGACAGGAGAGUAUUUUGAACAGUGAACUGAAACGCCAAAAGAAGCUUGUGAAGAGUUUGAAAAAGAAAUCCCUUUGGUCCAGAAACUUGGAGGAGGUGGUGGAAAAGCUUGUAGACAUUGUUACAUUUUUGUAUAAGCAGAUUUGGGAAUCAUUUAAAACUUCUGGUUGCAACUUACUCGACUAUAAGCCAGCUCAGAAUCAAACCUUAGGUGCUUCUGGUCUCGCGUUGCAUUAUGCUAACAUCAUCAACCAGAUUGAUAAUAUAGUAUCUCGACCACUAUCCCUUCCUCCAACUACAAGGGACAGUUUAUAUCAAGGAUUGCCUACACGCGUGAAGGCAGCACUUCGUACCCGAUUACAAUCAUUUGAUGCCAAGGAAGAGUAUACAGUUGCUCAUAUAAAAGCUGAGAUGCAGAAAAUCUUAUGUUGGAUCACUCCAUUAGCAGAAAACACAACUAGAGCACAUCAAGGUUUUGGAUGGGUAGGAGAGUGGGCAACCAUGGGUACUGAGAUUAACAAGAAACCAGACAUGCAAAACUGCAUUGCCCGUAUCCAGACGCUUCAUCACGCAAAUAAAGAGAAAACUGAGGAGUACAUAUUAGAACUAGUGGUAUGGCUUCACCAUCUAGUUAUCCAGGUGAAGAACAGGGGUUAUGGAUUAACAUCAGCCAGCCCAGUUCAAAGUCAACCAAAUAAGGGAACAGUGGUGAUCUCAGAGUCCAUACGAGAACCAUCUCAGGCAUGCAAUGGUAGAAUUGAAGGUGCCCUACUCUCAGAAGACGAAAGAAAUAUGUUGGAGCAAGUAACCCUGAGGAAGAUUACAUUAGGGAGAAGCAAAAGCUUGGACUUGGAGAAGAGAGCCAGGAGACAUAGGGGUCGGAAUAGGAGCUGUGAGAAUUCUCCAGACAAAGAGUUCAAUGUGGCAUUAGAUUGGAAGCUGGAGAGGUCAAGAGUGUUGGAUGUGAUGGAUGGGCUCAAUACGCUCGGUGCGCUUCCAGUAGUUCAGUUUUGUACAUAAGCUCAUGUGUUCAUGAGCACUAAGCCUUUUCUUUCUCUCAUGUAAAUGCCUUGGAAGGGAUUCCAUGAUUUAUCUCAUCCUGUAUAGUUAUUUGAUCUGAAGUAUUACAUAUGGAUUAAAAGAAAGCAGCAAUGAGAAUAGCUGCUGAUUACUAUA